AAUUAAUCAUUUUCUUGACUUUAAACGGCAAUUUAAAUAACCAGCCAACUUAUUUUUUAGGGAUUCGUGACGCUGUCCUUGCGGGAAAUAUUGACAAUGCUAUUACAUUAACUAAUAGUUUGUACCCUGGUGUUUUACAAUCCAAUGAUGACAUUCUUUUCCAACUUCGGUGCCGUAAAUUCAUUGAGAUGAUAGGCGCUUGUGCAGGAACCCAAAUAACAUUAUCAGAUCAUGAAGACGCUAGCAUAAAGUUCACUGCUAUUGUCUCUCAAAGUGAUUGUGAAUCGGGAGAUGAGAUAGACGGUCCAUUGACUCCACCUAAAAAGAGAAGAGUGCCUAAACGGCGAAAAGUUGCUUUGGGUUUACAUGGAUUGGAUGAUGCAAUGACAGCAGUAUUAAAAUUUGGUUGCGAGUUGCAAGAUGAUUACCGUAAUGAUGAUCGCGAAGAGAUAAGGAAUGCACUUAAGGCCCAUGCUGUAGCAAUUGCCAUAGUAAUAAAAGUUGCACCUUUAAAUAUCGAUGGUACAGCGUGA
Messenger RNA from Racocetra fulgida, 533 nucleotides. NCBI's taxonomy places the organism in Eukaryota, Fungi, Glomeromycota, Glomeromycetes, Diversisporales, Gigasporaceae. The record is from the annotation of a GenBank genome assembly.